UGGCCCGGGGGAGGGGGGUAGCGGUAGCGCGGUCAAGUUGGACUGGUGCCUCUCCCCAUGGUGGUAUCCAGCUCCCACCUCCCUCUUUCUCAUGUGCCGCCUCUCGCUCGUGUUCCAGAUCCGGCGGGCGAACGCGGAGCGGCAGCGCCUUUCGCGGCUGCAGAAGAAGGAGAUCGGGCUGGCCACCAUGCUGCUGUGCGUCGUGGUCGUCUUCUUCAUCUGCAACAUCCUCGCGCUCGUGGCCAACGUGAUGGAGGCCUUCUACGACAAGAUCAUCGACCAGCUCAUCAAGCUGUCCAACCUGCUCGUCACCAUCAACUCGUCCGUCAACUUCGUCAUCUACGUCAUCUAUGGCGAGAAGUUCAAGCGGCUGUUCCUGAAGCUCUUCUGCCCGCAGGGGAAGCUCUUGUGCGGCAGCCCGGCGGGCGGCGGCCGCGACAGCCCCGAGUGCGACAGCGUGGUGUCCAAUGGGGAUGGCCGGUCGUACUCGGUCCGGUCGACGAUGCAGCUGCAGCGCGCCAACACGGUGCGCAACGGCAGCCGCAGCGGCGGCAGCGGCGGCUGCAACGGGCCCUCGCGCGCGCCGUCCGUGGGGCCCUGCGUGUACUACCCGCACCACCCGGGCGGCAGCAGCCACCACAACAACAACAACAGCCACCACUACCACCACCACCACCACCGUCAGCACUCGCCGACGGCCACGGUCACCACAGUGCUGGACGACUAGCAGGCGCGGCGCAACCCGCAGGGCCGCAAGCAGUACGGGGUGCACUCUCCGGCGCAGGCGCACAGCCUCGCCGACGGCCACCCGGGCAGGCCGGCCAGGCUCUCCGUCAAGUUCCUCUAGGGGACCCAGAGGGCUCCCAGGAGGGGCCGGAGCCAAAGUGCGCGUGCGAGAGAGGAAGCGGAGGCUCUCUGUUCCGUGAAUAUCGGAGAGCGAAUAAGCGACUCCCCUCGCUCCCUCCUCCACUCGCCCUGGUCCCUUCCUGCUCUUGCCUCGACGGACGAACUGCUUGCGACCCGUUGCUUAGCCACGACGCUACAGCAACGGGUGCUCUCUACGGGUUGUGCUUUGUGAAUGGACAUGGCCAUAUUGGCCCUCAAAGGAGCCUGCUACAACAAAAUGGAACUGUGUAUUUAUAAAAAUAACUUUGGUUAGCUGUGAUAUGUGGAAUGAUUUGGUGGCGUAAUUUAUUAAAUAGAGUUAAUGAUGUUGGGUUGUUCUAUAUUAUGUGCCUCUUUCUAAUUGAGAAGUAAAAGUAUCCUUUAAGGCAAUUUUUAUUUUUUAAAAGAGUAGUUUACUAAAUUUUUGGCUUUACAGUGUGAGGUCUCUAUCAAUUAUUAUCUGACAGUUCCUCUGUCCUUGUCUAGAGUGAGCCAUUAUGAAG
Messenger RNA from Frankliniella occidentalis (western flower thrips), 1388 nucleotides. Its product is annotated as FMRFamide receptor. Bases 92 to 727 code for a protein of 211 amino acids. Gene Ontology annotation, cellular component: membrane. Gene Ontology annotation, molecular function: G protein-coupled peptide receptor activity. The transcript has a single exon. NCBI's taxonomy places the organism in Eukaryota, Metazoa, Arthropoda, Insecta, Thysanoptera, Thripidae. The record is from RefSeq and is a predicted model, not a curated record.